AUGUCUGGACCUGACAAAGAUCUGACGGACAAGCUGGUCAACCGCCGCGGGCUGGUGGGCGGCAAUGAGGCCGACGACGACGACACGACGCAGGAGCUCGACGCCAUCGGCGCCAAGGAGGACAAGACCACCCUCAGCCAGAAGCGGCUCAAGGAGGACGACGAGAAGGCCAACAAGCUCGGCAACACCGUCUUCGAGCACGCCAAGAAGAAGUUUGGCAGCGCCGACACCGGCGACGACAACAGCCUCAGGGACGACAGCGAGUGGAACGACUGA
Acanthamoeba castellanii str. Neff is the source of this 276-nucleotide messenger RNA. RefSeq lists its product as uncharacterized. The transcript has a single exon. The record is from RefSeq and is a predicted model, not a curated record. The coding region runs from base 1 to 276 and encodes 91 amino acids. NCBI's taxonomy places the organism in Eukaryota, Discosea, Longamoebia, Acanthamoebidae.